AUGGCGCGGUUUUUGCUGCUGUCCAUUUGUGCGCCCACGAUGGUGAUGGCGAUGGUGAUUUGGCCAGAUUUCGUGCACAACGAGACAAGGCUCAGCUUACCUAAGCCGACCACAUGGAAAGAGAAAAACCUUGGGCAAUGGUGUCGAAACUUCACCAUCAAUCAGCACACACAAUGUCGCGAGGCCUCAGCAUUCCAUCAGUACAACUGCUGUGGCACGCACAACACCGAUUGUUGUUUUGCGAUACAGGGAUGGGUGAUCCUGCUCGGCUCGUUCAGUGCCUUCAUCGCUUGUGCAUCGGUCCUCUUCUAUUUGCUGCCUCAAAAUUCCAAAUAA
This is a messenger RNA of Ostertagia ostertagi, 336 nucleotides long. The record is from the annotation of a GenBank genome assembly. Lineage: Eukaryota; Metazoa; Nematoda; Chromadorea; Rhabditida; Trichostrongylidae.